AUGGCAAAGCUGUUCGAAUCCGAGUCGCUCGUGACGUCCAUGGAAGCAUGGAGGAAGCACAUGACUGGUUUAGAAGCACUGGUGUCGUUGCGGGGCCCUCAAAAACAUCGCUCUCCGUUGGGCCGAGCACUCCUGGAGGAGUUCCGUGCUUCAUUGGCAAGUCUACUUCAACGCCUAUACACAUACCGUAGAGCAUCCGUCCUAGCAACCCCGAAGUGGCUAGCACAAGACUGGGACGAAACAUCGAACAGCCUCCACCCAUCAAUUUACGACAAAGGCCUCGUCCUAGCCUCUCUCCUGGAGGAAAUAGAUAGGGCAGAUCUCUCAUCUGCCAACGACUCAACCCAGUUCUACUUCCUCCAACGAUGCCUCGGCAUGGACACUGAUCUUGACAUCUGGUACGAAGAGUUCCUCAUCCGGACCCCAUCAUCAUCACACUGGCCGACGCCAACGAUAAUUCGUUCCGACUCCCCCAGCUCAAACCUUGGCCCCAAGGGACAAACCCGGCUCUCUUUUACAAAUCUGUCCAUCGCCAGCACGACAGUCACAUUCUGGGCUCUCAAGAUCACAAUAAGCAACACCAUAGCGACGACGUGCUCCACCAUCCUCUCAUCCAACUCCCGCAGACAAAGUGUCGUAUCCCUCGAUACUGUCGACUCGAUUUCUACCGGUCUCGAUCAGGUACCGGACAACUCCGAUCCGGCUUCGACUCCCGAUGAAGUAACCGCCAAGGCGCAACGGCUAUCGAAUCAGUACAACUUCGUUCAACGUAUAGAUUUUGCGACGCUUAUCGUGCGAUCGAUGCCUUAUUGUUUAAACUUCAACAUGGGCUUGCUAGGGCCGCAAAGGGCCUUCUUCGCAUUGCGCACGGCGCUUGGUAUGUUGAGGAGCAACCCGAGUCCGGAGCAGAAAUGGGUCAAAUCGAACCAUAAAAAAUUGGCCGAGAGGUACGUGAGAUCGAUGCGGGAACUUCGCUGCAGCGGCAUAAAUCUUCCUUCUUUAAGAAUGCAUUCUCCAACAUUCGCUGCUCUUUCCUAA
Molecule: messenger RNA, 1038 nt
Organism: Letharia lupina
Lineage: Eukaryota; Fungi; Ascomycota; Lecanoromycetes; Lecanorales; Parmeliaceae
Exons: 2
Coding region: 1-1038 (345 amino acids)
Source: RefSeq, a predicted model, not a curated record